UCACGUGAGAGGCCAAAAUGGCGCUGCCCGUGGGGCUCUACCGGGGCCUGGGGAGCCGCGGCCUAGCGGUGUGUUGGGGGCGUUGCUCGUGGCUCCGGAGGGCCCCCAAAUGGAGCCGCGCCGCCUCGGCUGGAGCGAAGAGUCGCCUCUACGACCACGCGAAGGACGGGUGGACGGCGAGGCCGCAGAUCGACGUGGAGGCGCUCAAAGUGCGGCUGGAGGCGGCUGAGAGGGAGCUGGAGAGCCGCAAAGGGCCCCUCCGGGCACAGCACCUCCGCCAGAUUCUCGCUGUUUGGCAGAAACUGGUUGAAGUGCAAGAGGAGAUUGUAACAGUUGAAGCUGAAAAAAACAGAGUUGCUGAAAAUGUGCGGAAUCUUGUGAAAAGUCAAGAGAGCAAUACUUUGCAAUCACUCCCUCUUUACAAUGCCUUGCGAAAGCAAGGGCGGGAUCUCCGCCUUCGUCUCAAUGCCUUGCGUCAGGAAGAGAUUGAACUGGAUGAAAAAUACUACCUGCUUGCCCUCAGGCUGCCCAAUAGGACCCAUCCUGAUGUGCCAAUUGGAGACGAGUCCCAAGCGAAGGUGGUGGAGACAGUUGGAUCAAAACCAGUAUUUGACUUUGAGGUGAAAGGGCACCUGGAACUUGGAGAAGAGCUGGGAAUCAUAAGGCAAAGGCGUUUGUCACACGUCUCAGGUCACCGGUCGUACUACCUCCGUGGAGCUGGAGCCGUUCUCCAACAGGCCCUGGUACAAUUUGCACUCAACAAGCUGAUGAAAAAGGGCUUCAUCCCAAUGGCUGUUCCAGACCUGCUUAAAGGAGCUGUGUUUGAAGGCUGUGGCAUGCUUCCUGAUGCCAGCUCCUCUCAGCUGUACAACAUAGACCCAUCCCGUUUUGAAGACCUGAGCCUGGCUGGCACAUCCGAGGUUGGCAUUGCAGGGUACUUUAUGGAUCAUGCGGUGGAUCUCAAAGACAUGCCGGUCAGAACAGUGUGUUCCAGCACAUGUUACAGAGCCGAAACAGACACAGGCAAGGAUCCAUGGGGUCUGUACAGAGUUCAUCAGUUUGCAAAGGUGGAAAUGUUCGGGGUUACGGCCAACGAGACAGGCUUGGAGAGCGCAGCCUUGCUGGAGGAAUUCCUUACACUGCAGAAAGAGAUCUUCUCUGAACUGGGGCUACACUUCAAGGUUCUUGAUAUGCCCACCCAGGAACUGGGCCUUCCUGCCUACAGGAAAUUCGACAUUGAGGCCUGGAUGCCUGGACGGGGAAAGUAUGGAGAGAUCUCCAGCACUUCCAACUGCACAGACUACCAGAGCCGUCGCUUGAACAUCAUGUACUACAACCAGGAAGGGCGGAUGUGCUAUGCGCAUACGGUCAAUGGCACAGCCUGUGCCAUUCCCAGGAUGCUCAUUGCCAUCAUAGAGUCCAACCAAUGCCAGGAUGGAAGCGUUCGAGUGCCAAAGGCCCUACAGCCGCUGAUGGGCAUGGAGGUGAUCGGCAAGCCCAGUUACGCUCCGUUGAAAUACAUUGGCCCGAACCAGCCUAAAAAACAUUGACCCACAAGCUGUAGGAUUGCCCUAGAAAGUGAUAUGUUUCUCAAGUCAAUUCCAGGAGGGUUUUGAAAGGGCCAUGUCGUAUUAUUUUGUGUGGAAAUGCAACACAGUGGGGAGGACGGGAUCUAAUUUGAGAUGGGACUAAAUGUGAGAUCUCUCUGAAAUCCCCUAUCAGUUGGGUUCUGCCUCCUGUCCAUCCAUUUUUGACCUCUGGUCACACUUUGACCUAUUCACCUUUCACCGAUUGACCUCUGGCCAUAAACUGACCCUUAAUGAAGUGGAGAAAGCUGGUUGUUGACAUAAUAAAGACCGCAGGUGGAAAAUCAAA
Anolis sagrei ordinatus is the source of this 1875-nucleotide messenger RNA. The record is from RefSeq and is a predicted model, not a curated record. Lineage: Eukaryota; Metazoa; Chordata; Lepidosauria; Squamata; Anolidae.